AUGCCGAAAGUGUAUAUUGUCAUAUACACGUUGUACCAUCAUGUAUACAAGAUGGCUACCGCCGUGAAAGAAGGUCUGGAAGCGAACGGUGUUGAUGUUCAAUUAUUCCAAGUUGAAGAGACUCUCAGCGACGAAGUGCUCACGAAAAUGAACGCUCCUCCCAAGCCCAACAUUCCGGUCAUUAAAAUCGAUCAGUUGACAGAAGCAGAUGGCAUUGUAUUUGGAUUGCCUACACGGUUCGGCAUUUUUCCAGCACAGAUGAAAGCAUUUUUGGACGCUAGUGGUAAACUUUGGGCAACUGGAGCGCUUUCAGGCAAGUUUGUGGCUACGAUAUUCUCCACUGCUAGUCAGCAUGGUGGUCAAGAGACGACAGCGUUAAAUGCCGUAACAUAUUUCGCUCAUCACGGUAUGAUAUACGUUCCCUUUGGGUUUGCCAACCCAGCCAUGUUUGAUACCACUGAGGUCGUCGGUGGAUCAGCAUAUGGUGCAGGCACAAUCACAAAUGGAGAUGGAUCUCGCCAGCCAAGUGAGAAGGAGUUGGCCAUUGCAAAGCAACAGGGAGAAACAUUUGCCAAGUUAAUGACCACUUAUGAAACUGGAAAAACGUAA
Molecule: messenger RNA, 609 nt
Organism: Umbelopsis ramanniana AG
Lineage: Eukaryota; Fungi; Mucoromycota; Umbelopsidomycetes; Umbelopsidales; Umbelopsidaceae
Exons: 5
Coding region: 1-609 (202 amino acids)
Molecular function (GO): FMN binding; NAD(P)H dehydrogenase (quinone) activity
Source: RefSeq, a predicted model, not a curated record